Molecule: messenger RNA, 1145 nt
Organism: Eucalyptus grandis
Lineage: Eukaryota; Viridiplantae; Streptophyta; Magnoliopsida; Myrtales; Myrtaceae
Product: protein HEADING DATE REPRESSOR 1
Exons: 3
Coding region: 205-831 (208 amino acids)
Biological process (GO): regulation of flower development
Source: RefSeq, a predicted model, not a curated record
CUUGAAAUGGACCCGACACGACCGCAUCGGCAAUCGUCGUCCUCUCUCUCUCGGGUUUUGGUGAGAGCAGCUGGAACUCCAAGAAAGCCGAUGCGGAAGCAAUCUGCUGCCACCAUAAAAAUCCGUUCUCUAGGCGCUUCUGUAUGAUCUCUUUCGUGGAGCACGAGGGGGGGUAUUUGGAUUUCGUUGCUCUGUUCUCUUCAGAUGGAGCAAGCGUCUAAGGACAGCACGAACGGGACUCUGCAGGGCUUCUCGCGAGUGACCGAUGCUCCAGUUCUUUGGAAAUCUCAAAAGAGAUCAGCAGAUGCCUGGAAUUUAGACAAGACCAUGGCAGACACUGCUGAUGACACACCUACUAAACAAGAAGAGAGGAGGAUGGAGGAGAAAACCCAGGAUUCGACACCACUCUCUGUUCUUUCUGGGAAGCGCAAGGCUCUGUUUGAGCCAUUAGAACCGAUAAAUGAUAUCAACAAUAGAAGACUAUCGGCAGAAUCCCUGCUCCCACCACCAGAUUUCGACACUGCAAGCUAUCCACGCGGCUGGCUAGUUGGAAAGAAGCGCAAACUAGUUAAUGUGGAUGUUGUCGAAAGCAUGAGAAGAAUUGCCAUUCAAGAGAUGAACAGAAAGGACCGGGAAAUUGUUGUUCUAAAUGAGCAGCUGGAAGAGGACUCUCGGGUACUGGAACACCUUCAGCUACAGCUCCUGGAGGAAAAGAGGAAACGUGUGGAAGUAGAGAGGGAAAAUGCAAUGCUGCAGGAUCAAAUAUCGAUGCUGAUGAAUAUGAUACAGGAGAAUGACCCGAUAGAUGAAGAAAGGCAAGGCGAGCCAUAAUCAAUGAGUCUUUGUUGAUAAAUAGUUUUCUCAGUUCUGCAUAAAUCUUGUUUAGUAUUCAUCUUAUAUAGCUAAAAUCGGCUAUUCAAAUGGUAGUAGUAUCAUCAGUGGAUCCUCGUGCAUAUCAUAUCUCUAGUGAGCUUGAAUAUGCUCAACUCUGGUGGUAGUCCAAACCUACAUCUAUCGAGCUGUUGAUUUGUGUAUUCUGUACCUGGUUUCAUUGGAUUCCAUGUAAAUAUUGAAAGCACAAGUUAAGUUGUUAGUUUCCUAUGGAUUAUCGUACUUCUAUCAAACAACAAGCAAGAUAGAUCAAA